CAAAUCAUUAACGUGUGAGGGAGGUUGAAGAAAGCAUCGUCUGCUGGGACUGGAGUCCAGAAGAAAGGAAUAGUACUGUGACACACAUCAGCAUGUCUGGCGCACAGGAUUCCUACUCCUACGAUGCCCCAACAACCUACAUUAACUUUGGUUCGUUUCAUGAUGACGAUCAUGAGGCCGACACUUGGUUUGAUCAGGUAGCAGAUGAAAAUAUACCCCCAAAUCAAGAAAAUAUUAUCGAACAAAAGACCCCUGUUAUUGCCAAUACAAAACCUAGUUCCAAAAGGCCAUCGUUGAAAGUUGAUGAAAAUUCUAGUGUGCCCAUUAAAGAGGGCAAACGCACACCUCUGAACCCAUUUGGCAACAGAGGCUCUGUGAGAACAUCUGGUAAAAAGAGCACGCCGGGGCCUUUGGCCACUAACAGAAGGUCCUCCAAACGCCUGUCUGCCCAGCAAAGACAGAAACAUAUGGCAAAAAUUAGAGCUGAGAGGCAUAAGGUGGUAACUGCACAACCAGAUGAGCGGCCACCUCUGAAAAAACCAAAAUUGUCUGCAAGUAGAGGCAAACUAAAUGACUCAUCAGUCGGAAAAGGAAUUGCUGGGGCUGAACAAAAGGUUCGACUUGCUGUGCCAAUCACGCCAACAGUACUGAAGCGAAAGACCACGACAAAACAAAAGAACUCUGAGGAGCAGGAGCUUGAAAAAGUCCAGCAGCUUCAACAGGAGUUACUUGAUAGAUUACGCAAGAACGAAGAGUCCAUGAAGGCUGCCAUAGCUGGAGCAGGCCAACCUGUGAAGAAAACUGUGCUUCAGGCAACCAAACCUGUCGACUUCCACUUCCGUACAGAUGAGCGAAUCAAGAGACACCCUGAAGAGCCGUCAGGGGAUCAGUAUAAGGAGAUGAACUUUGAAGCUGUUCUCCGGAAGCACCCAUCUUCUCCUGCUCAUGUUGCUAAAGGAGGCCAUACAGUGCCCAAGCCAUUUAACUUGUCCCAAGGUAACAAGCGGAAGCACGAGGAGUCCACCAAUUCUGGGCAAUUUGUCCCCACUGCUGAGCAGGUCUACACGUUCUACAAGCGAACCCCUACCCGUUAUCACCUGCGUAGCCGGCAGAAGGAGAUGGAGGGACCUUCUCCAGUGAAACAUACAAAAAUAAAGCUGACCAAUCCAAAGACUCCUCUUCUCCAGACGAAGCAGCGGCUCCGGCCUGUGACCUGUAAGAGUGCUGUAGAAAUAGAGGAAGAGGAGAUACAAAAAUGCCAGCAGUACAAAUUCAAGGCUCAAGAGGUGGAUUCAAGGAUUCUAGAGGGAGGUCCAAUGCUUCUGAAGAAACCGCCUGUAAAGGAAUCCACAAAGGCCAUUGGGUUUGAUCUGGAAAUCGAGAAGAGGAUCCAACAACGUGAGAAAAAGGAGGAAACAGAAGUGGAGACUUACACGUUUCACUCCAGACCUUGUCCUUCAAAGAUGCUUGUUGAUGUGGUGGGCCUUCCAGAAAAGAAGAUUAUCCCUGCAACUAUACCCAAGUCUCCUGCCUUUGCCCUUAAAAACAGAGUGCGUGCGCCGUCCUGGAGUGAGAAGGAGGAGGAAGAAGUGACUGUCAUCAAAGCAAAUCCAAUGCCGCAUUAUGGAGUUCCAUUUAAACCAAAGUUGGCUGAGCAAAAGCAAGUAGAAGUCUGUCCUUUUUCCUUCUGUGACCGUGACAAAGAACGACAGCAGCAGAAAACGCAGAAACUGGAAGACCUUCGAAAGGCAGAGGUGCCCAAAUUCAAAGCCCAGCCCCUGCCUCAGUUUGACCACGUCAGCCUUCCAGAUAAAAAGGUGAAGAUGCCAACACAACAGGAGCCAUUCCAGCUGCAGAUUGAUCAGAGAGGGGCCUCCAAAUUACAGCGCUGGAAACAGCAGGUCGAGGAAGAAGUAAAGCAGCAGAAGGAAAUGACUACAUUCAAAGCUCGUCCCAAUACAGUCACGCACCAGGAGCCUUUCAUGCCCAAGAAGGAGAACAAGUCACUGACAGAGAGCCUUUCUGGUUCCAUAGUUCAUGACAGUUUUGAACUAGCGACAGAGAAACGUGCCAAGGAACGUCAGGAGUUUGAGAAGCGUCUUGCUGAAAUGGAGACCCAGAAAGCCAUGCUUGAAGAGGAGAGACGCCGAGAUGAGGAGGAGCGACAGAAAGAAGAGGUCAAUCGAUUGAGACAUGAGCUGGUCCAUAAAGCUCAGCCUGUCCGGAAAUAUAAACCUGUAGACGUGAAAAGAAGUGAUGUCCCUUUGACCCUUGCAAAAUCGCCCAAUUUUUCGGACCGGUUCAAGAUAUAAAGACCUCUUCAAGAUAGAACUCUUUUUAUUCUGGAUUUUAGAAUUUGACUGGAUCUCUUGGGAUACCUGCCUUGUUGUUUUACAUGUAGGGUUACAAUUUGGGACAAAAUGUCUUCUGUAAAUAGUAUUCAUAAUGAUGGCCAAAAUAGUACAGAGCCAUUUGUAUGAGGGGAGGGGGCGGGAGGGGAGUUGGGGUUCUGUAAAUACUAUUAACACACUGCCCAGGGCUGUCUGUUUUUAGACCUGCCUGUAUGUGAAAAUAAGUUUUAUUACCCUGUACAAUAAAGUUUAAGAUACUAGCUUUUGUACUGCA
Pelobates fuscus (common spadefoot toad) is the source of this 2625-nucleotide messenger RNA. RefSeq names its product TPX2 microtubule nucleation factor (gene TPX2). The coding region runs from base 93 to 2312 and encodes 739 amino acids. The transcript has 17 exons. Gene Ontology annotation, cellular component: spindle; microtubule. NCBI's taxonomy places the organism in Eukaryota, Metazoa, Chordata, Amphibia, Anura, Pelobatidae. The record is from RefSeq and is a predicted model, not a curated record. Gene Ontology annotation, biological process: activation of protein kinase activity; regulation of mitotic spindle organization.